AUGGAAAGUAAAAUUAUGUAUGUCUAUAUCCUCUUAAAUAAUGCAAUAUCUGAAUAACUUGAUACAAUUAUUAUAAAUUUAAAAAUCAAAUAUUAUUUUUGUAGAUUUAAAUCAUAUGUAUAAUAUUUUUCAAAUUUUAGCAAUAAUUUAGAUAUAUAAGAAAAAAGAUGGCGGAUAACGAUGAUCUUUUGGAUUAUGAAGAUGAAGAACAAACUGAACAACUAGUUGACGGAAGCAGGGAUACACCUGCUAAAAAAGAAGUCAAAGGCACAUACGUAUCUAUUCAUAGUAGUGGAUUUAGGGAUUUUCUUCUUAAGCCAGAAAUAUUACGUGCAAUUAUUGAUUGUGGUUUUGAACAUCCAUCUGAAGUACAACAUGAAUGUAUCCCACAAGCAGUGCUUGGUAUGGAUAUAUUAUGUCAAGCAAAAUCUGGCAUGGGAAAAACAGCUGUAUUUGUAUUAGCCACAUUACAACAAUUAGAAUUAACUGAAAACCAGGUUUAUGUUCUUGUUAUGUGCCACACACGUGAACUUGCUUUCCAAAUUAGCAAAGAAUAUGAAAGAUUCAGUAAAUAUAUGCCUCAUGUAAAAGUUGGAGUAUUUUUUGGUGGCUUACCAAUUCAAAAAGACGAAGAAGUCUUGAAGAAUGUAUGUCCUCACAUCGUCGUUGGCACACCAGGUCGUAUUCUUGCUCUUGUCCGAAAUAAAAAAUUAAAUCUAAAACACUUGAAGCACUUUAUACUCGAUGAAUGUGAUAAAAUGCUCGAGCUAUUAGAUAUGCGCAGGGACGUACAGGAAAUAUUUAGAAGCACUCCACACGGCAAACAAGUCAUGAUGUUCAGCGCCACAUUGUCCAAGGAGAUACGCCCUGUCUGCAAAAAGUUCAUGCAAGAUCCCAUGGAAGUCUAUGUGGAUGAUGAAGCAAAACUCACAUUGCAUGGUCUACAGCAACAUUAUGUGAAACUUAAAGAAAAUGAAAAGAACAAGAAGCUAUUUGAAUUACUUGAUGUACUUGAAUUUAAUCAGGUCGUUAUCUUUGUAAAAUCUGUACAAAGGUGUAUGGCUUUGGCACAACUUCUAACAGAACAGAAUUUUCCUGCAAUCGGUAUACACAGGGGUAUGACUCAGGAAGAACGGUUAUCGAGGUACCAACAAUUUAAAGAUUUUCAAAAACGAAUUCUAGUAGCUACAAAUUUAUUUGGACGUGGUAUGGAUAUUGAACGUGUGAACAUAGUGUUCAAUUACGAUAUGCCAGAAGAUUCAGACACAUACUUACAUCGAGUAGCUAGAGCUGGUCGUUUUGGUACAAAGGGGCUUGCUAUCACAUUAGUCAGUGAUGAAAGCGAUGCUAAAAUAUUGAACGAUGUUCAAGAACGGUUUGAUGUUAAUAUUACAGAAUUACCGGAUGAAAUAGAUUUAGCUUCAUACAGUAAGUUUACUUUCCUUUAGAAUUUCAGGAUGUAGUUAUAAAAGUUAAAACUAAUUUUUUUAUUACAGUUGAAGGACGAUAA
This is a messenger RNA of Heterotrigona itama, 1510 nucleotides long. The record is from the annotation of a GenBank genome assembly. Lineage: Eukaryota; Metazoa; Arthropoda; Insecta; Hymenoptera; Apidae.